CGGGAGCGGGGCUGCGUCCCCACAGCCAGCUCCGCACGGCCGCCGCUCCCGGCGCCGGGGUCACGGUGAGCGGCUGCUCUGGCACUUCGGAAGGGGUUUCCUUGGGGGAGGGAAAAAAAGAACAAAAACAAGGUUUUUUUUGCCAAUCGUGGGAAAACAUCACGCGGCGACGAGCUGAAAGGGAGCGAGCUGCCGGCGCGGAGCGCAGGGCGGCGGAGACAUCCCACGGGCCGGGCCAGGCCGCGGCGUCGGGCAGCCGGCGGGAUGGCGAGAGCGGAGGGGAGGGCGCGGGCGCCCAGCGCCACGUGACCCUGCGUCCUCGCCACGGCCGAGCGCAGCGGGCAGGAGGCAGCGAGCGUCGCGGGACCAGCCGCAGCGGCCCCAUGUCGCGGGGCGCGGGCCAGCGGGCCAGCGGGCCGCCCGGCACCCCCGGCCGCUCCCGAGCCGCGCUGCUGAGAUCAGCAUCGAUGUACACUGAAAUACAGAGGGAACGACCAGACAGUGGGAAUAUCCUGACUCACCCAGACUACCUAGAUGGAAACCCAGAUCUUAUCAAACCUAAAAAGCUCCUAAAUCCUGUAAAAGCCUCAAAGAGUCACCAAGAGCUGCACAGAGAGCUGCUGAUGAACCACAAAAGAGGCUUGGGCGUGGAGAGCAAGCCAGAGCUGCAGCGGGUGCUUGAGCACCGACGGCGAGACCAGCUCAUCAGGCAGAAGAAGGAAGAGGAAGAGGCAAAGAAAUUGCAGUCGCCUUUUGAAAAAGAGCUAUUAAAGAGGCACCAGAGGCUGGAUCAGCUGGAGAAAGAACAAGAGAAGCAAGAAGACCAUGCACCAGAAUUCAUUAAAGUCAAAGAAAACCUGAGAAGAACAUCGACAGUGAGCGGGGAAGAGAAAGCAGUGUAGCUUCUGCCAAAACUCAAAAGGGAUCGUACCAAGGAUGGCACUAACAUACACACGCUGACAUCUCUGUACAUGGUGAAUGUUCACAGCCGCAUCUUUGGGGCUAUUUACUGUUAUUAACGCUUGCUCCAGUAGAAUGCAUAAAAAAGGUUUUCCCAUCCCAGGAAGGUAUCAUAACGGAAAAGGUGCAGUAUUCACUAGAAGAAGUGCUCACACGAGAAGAUGCAGAGAGAAAUGAUGUCACUUUCCCCCCAAAUUGUGAGUGCACACUAACCUCCAGCUAACACUUGGUUGGCGCUUGAGACACAGUGCAUGUUUAAGCCAGAGAAGCCUGAGGAGGAAUGAGCAUUGCCGCAGGCUGGGGGGUUCCUGCAUCAGACCAGAGGCAGGCUCGCCAAGCACGGGGUAGCAGGAGGGCGGCUGCAGCUCUGGGGAACCUCGUGGAAGGCUCUUCAUGACAGCCAAAAGGGACAAUCUGCUUAUUAUUGAAAACGGCCUAGGUGACCACAACGGCUUUUCCACAGGUUACUGGUAUUGAACCACUACGCAAGUCAAGCCUCACAGAUACUGUGCGUCUCAGCAGCACAUCUCUACUAUUAAACUGUUAGAAAAAUCAGCCUCUGUGUCCCAACACCCCUUCAGCAUUGGCAGAGAGGGUGCAACGGUUCUUCACGAGCAUCGGUCAAACUGCGUUUCAAACCUGUUUGAAUACAGCGAUUUAGCCUGUUCCACACAAGCAGAAAAUGCGUUGGACUAUACCACAAAUGCUCCGAGCGAGAGGCAAAUGCUACAUGCUGAAAGCAAAGGCUGGGUGUUUUCAGCGUGGGUACUCAUGGAACCGGCUCAAUGACCAGGCAGCAGAUCCCUGCAGAUGGGAGAGGUCAGGGUGGCAGAGCUGAACUGCUUCUCGCCCCUGGACCACUGAGUUUCAGUCCCUCACCCAGCAGCUGGACAUGUGCUACCUUAGCAACCCAGGAAAAAGUACUCAGUGACUGAGGGGUGGUAAUGUCACACUUGUGUCAGGCUGCUCUCCUGUCAACCUCUAUGCCCCGUCCGGGAGCACGGCUGACAUCUGUAUGUGCUAGGGGCUACAAGGCCCAUAGGUACUGCUGCAGAACUGUUUUUCAGUGCUUCUUAUCCCCUUUCCCAGAGGUCAGGGCUGCUUCAUUUCAGUUGCCACCUUGCAAACCUAAAAAUCUCCUGGCUGCCAGUAGAGCAAAGCUGAGGGAGAUGGUGCCUUUGCACCAUUUAUGGUCAGUCUAUCGUAUUUAUGGGGCACCUGAGUAGAAAAUCUGCAAAACUCCCGGGCUCUUUCUCCAAAUGCACCUGUGCCUUGAGGGUGCCCUCAUCUAGAGGUAAAACUUCUCCUUCAGGAAUAUCUCAGCUUCUUAUUUCUCACAUCAGCCCUGAUAUAAAGCCUAGACAGCAUAACUCACCAACUGCCUCUGAAAACUGGUUCUUGAACAGCAAAACCCAAUGGACACAGUCAGCUGGGAAGGUAAUACCUGAUUAAACAAUAUCUACGAUCCACAUCUCCAGGGGAUCCAUGUGUAAAUAAAGGGAAACUGGGCAUUUACCACACCUUUGUUAAUUAAAAGCUUACUAAUCUAUUCCCUAGUCCCGCCAGUCCAGCAGGGUAUUUCAUUUCAAAGGACUCUUGCUCAACCUGGCAGCUUGAGGAAAACAUCUGAGCUACCCCAUCGAGUGUCAAGCCCAGCGAUGCAGUUACAUGGCUGCUAUGAUAGACUGAGAUUACAGAAGCCCUUAGCCCAGUUUCCAAUCUCAAGAGGUCCAUCUCACAGCACUGUCUCCGGGGUAGUUUUUAGCCCCACACUCAUCAUGCUUAUUCUAAAGCAGUUUUUGUUUCAGAAAUCCAGUGUACAUGGUCACUACGGGUCAAACAAAAUCUGAAAUGGCCUAUUAUGUCCUUUUCAACCAUGCGGCUUUUCAGGUAGUUUAAGAUUCAACCCACAAGGAAGAAGCAGCAUCUUUGUCUUUCGGGGGAAAAAAAAGCCAAAUUUCUCCAAGAGAAAAAGGUGUUGCUGAGAAUGCUGUUAUAUGGCUGUAGAGAAUGCUAUAUAAUAUCCCAUAAAUAACAUCAAUUUAAAUAACAAACCAGAACUUACUGAGCUGGGCUUUUGUGAGGGGUUAUAGCACAGAUUAAAUGAUCUUCAAAGAGCUUAAAAAAAAAAAAAAAAGCGCAAAUUAACCUGUGGCUUUGCCACAGAUUAAAUUAAUCCCAGGAGAAACAAUCUGUUACUCACCAGUGAAAUCAGUGUUACCAGCUCACUCUAUGUUGGAUAAGGGUGUUUAUGCAAGUCCUUGGGUGGAAAGCCAUUCCAAAAUGCCAGGGUAAACUGAGCACCCAUAUGAGCAAAGAAAAGGCUGAAAAUAGAAUGGUGUUCCUGAGUACGCUAAUAUAAUCUGAAAAAAAUCAAGGCACCACCCUUUAAGCUGGUGCCUACCGAGCGCAGAGCAUGGCAGCAUACAAACCCUGUCCGCAAGUGCUCACGGGUGUCUGGUAGUACGUUUUCAGCUUAUGCCCAGAAGCGAAGUGGAGGGCCAAAUCUCACUGUCCCAGCUCAGGCUAAACUCAUACAGCCAAAAGAAAUCCUUCCAGCCCACCACGGCAUCAGGCUUGCGGGCUGCAACCAGGGAUCCAGCUGCAUGCUGCGGACCCACCACCAAACUGGCUGUGAACGAGCACCGCUGGGCAGCUGUGCACGGCCCAGGACCGGCCGCGGGGCUGCAGCAGCCCAGCAGCACACGCCCGGGCGCAGAGGGACCUCGGCCGAAGCGCGGGCUGCAGGCUUGAGCCCUCCGUGACAGCACUUCAGAGAUGACACUUCUACUGCUGAAGCAUUCACUUAAUAAAUCACAUUGUUUUCAAGCACAGCUGUUCUCACCUUCGUAAACUGAAAAUUGCCUCCUUUGCUGGACUCAGACCAAGAGUCCGUAAAACCUUCACUGGACACUCGUAUUUCUUCAGUGGCCGGCAUCUGUGGCUGCGAUGCUGCAGGAGAGCAUUUGACUCCAGCAACAAUUUCAUCUGAAUGAAAAAGUGAUCAGUGUUGACAUUAUCAGGAAGAGAUUUGGGGAAAUCUUUGUGUGCUGUUUCCUUUUAAAUGAAUUCCUGAAUGUUGGGUCUAUCUCCCUAUGUCCCUAAACCACUUUCCUAAAGAAAUGUGAUGUAUCCAAAAGAUAUAGAUUCUCAAAGUAUUGCUGUAAGACAAUUUUUUGCACUGCAUAUAUUGCCUAUGUGGUAGAUAUCCUAUAUUCUGUGUUUGUGUUUAUACUUUAUAUAUAUAUAUAUAUAUCACAACUGUACUCAGUUAACCAUCACUGCUCACACUGUCUAAUGCACACAAUUCUGAAGAAGUAAACUAAGUGAUGAUUGUAUAUUUUGCUCUUUUCCACAAGGAACUGAAAAAAGCUCCAAGGAUGCAAGCAGACAAGCCAAAUAAACUGAUUAAAAAUAAAAAAAAAAAAAA
Dromaius novaehollandiae (emu) is the source of this 4390-nucleotide messenger RNA. It is a transcript of the gene FAM107A, whose product is annotated as family with sequence similarity 107 member A. Bases 384 to 902 code for a protein of 172 amino acids. The transcript has 4 exons. NCBI's taxonomy places the organism in Eukaryota, Metazoa, Chordata, Aves, Casuariiformes, Dromaiidae. The record is from RefSeq and is a predicted model, not a curated record. Gene Ontology annotation, cellular component: neuron projection; stress fiber; synapse. Gene Ontology annotation, biological process: regulation of actin cytoskeleton organization; actin filament polymerization; actin filament bundle assembly.